This is a messenger RNA of Radiomyces spectabilis, 1134 nucleotides long. Its product is annotated as kinase-like domain-containing protein. The record is from RefSeq and is a predicted model, not a curated record. Bases 1 to 1134 code for a protein of 377 amino acids. The transcript is spliced from 7 exons. Lineage: Eukaryota; Fungi; Mucoromycota; Mucoromycetes; Mucorales; Radiomycetaceae. Gene Ontology annotation, biological process: protein phosphorylation. Gene Ontology annotation, molecular function: ATP binding; protein serine/threonine kinase activity.
AUGUUUGCGUUUGACGAAGAGUUGCAGGCCGUGACAGACAAUUUGGAAGCGGCCACUGUGAAUGACGCUACACAAGCCCAACUUCCAUCCGCGUCCGGCCACCACCACAUUCAACGUUACUUGCAAAAUGAUUCCAAUCCGCCCAGCAAUUACAACAGUGAUACCGACGAACCGAUGCCUCGAAAGCGCGGCAAGUCAAUCAACUAUGAAGUUCCACUCAGCAACAACUUUGUUUCCUCCAAAGCCCACGUCAAAAAAGUCGGUCCCGAGGAUUUCGAACAUGUAUGCGUUCUGGGAAGGGGAGCAUUCGGCAAGGUCUUUCUUGUAAAGCAUCGUGCGUCACGAUCUUUGUAUGCAAUGAAGGUGUUGAAAAAGGCAUCGUUGGUGGUGCAAGCACGACAAACUGAACAAGUCAAGGCCGAACGUCAAAUCCUGGAAGAAGUCCGACAUCCGUUUAUUGUCAAACUAUAUUAUGCGUUUCAGACCCCUCGUGAAUUACACAUGAUUUUGGAGUACGCUGUAGGUGGCGAACUUUUUCGCCACUUGGAUCAUGAGGGCAUGUUUGAUGAGUCGAUGGCUUCCUUUUAUGCAGCGGAACUGGUGCUGGCACUGGAACACCUGCAUGGCCUGGGAAUUGUGUAUAGAGAUUUAAAACCGGAAAACUGUUUAUUGGAUGCUCAAGGUCAUGUUGUGUUGACUGACUUUGGGCUGUCCAAAGUGGCAGUGAACGGUAAAACCAAUACCAUCUGUGGCACCGCGGAAUAUAUGGCUCCAGAGAUUCUGAUGGGAUUGGAUUAUGAUAACACCGUCGAUUGGUGGAGCCUGGGAAUUCUUCUCUAUGAUAUGUUGACGGGUUCGCCACCUUUCAGCUCGGGCAAUCGACAGAAAACCAUCGAUGCAGUACUUCACAAGAAAAUCAUGAUGCCAUAUUAUAUGACAGCUGAAGCCAAAGAUUUACUAUCCAAGUUGCUGCGUAAAAAUCCCAAUGCUCGUCUUGGUGCAAAACCUAAACGCGCAGAUGCCAUACGGCGGCACAGAUUUUUCCGAAAGAUUGAUUGGGCAGCUUUAGUGCGACGUGAAGUGGAACCGCCACUCGUGCCUGUUGUGAUCGACCCCGAGGCAGCAGAGGUAUAA